Messenger RNA from Sesamum indicum (sesame), 1119 nucleotides. Its product is annotated as 3-dehydrosphinganine reductase TSC10A. Gene Ontology annotation, molecular function: 3-dehydrosphinganine reductase activity. The record is from RefSeq and is a predicted model, not a curated record. Gene Ontology annotation, biological process: sphingolipid biosynthetic process. NCBI's taxonomy places the organism in Eukaryota, Viridiplantae, Streptophyta, Magnoliopsida, Lamiales, Pedaliaceae. Gene Ontology annotation, cellular component: endoplasmic reticulum membrane.
ACUCCAAGCAAACCACGAGCUCGUCACCUUUCUCUCAACAUCCAAAGCAAGAACAACUCUCCAAUGGCGGACGUGUACUUCUCCCUUCUCCUCCUCAUCCCACUCUCCCUCCUCCUCCUCCUCCACUUCAUUGUCCGCCCCAGGCCCGUCAGGGUCCCAAUCAAGAACCGUCACGUGUUCAUCACCGGCGGCUCCAGCGGCAUCGGCCUCGCACUCGCUCACCUCUGUGCCCGGGAAGGCGCUAACGUCACCAUCCUCGCCCGCGACGUCAGAAAGCUUGAGGAAGCCAAGCAAUCCAUCAAGCUCGCCACAGGGCGCGAAGUCGGCGUCUUUAGCGCUGACGUGAGGGACUACGGCGCCGUUGAACGCGUCAUCCAGGAGGCAGGGGCCAUCGAUGUGCUCAUCUGCAAUCAUGGGGUGUUCAUAGCGCAGGAAUUGGAGGGUCAGGAGCUGGAGGAGAUAAAGUUCAUGAUAGACGUGAAUUUGAUGGGGAGUUUUCAUUUGAUUAAGGCCGCGUUGCCCGGAAUGAAGAAGAGUCGGGCGGAGCGGGGGCCCGGCUCGAUUGCUAUUAUGUCUUCUCAGGCGGGUCAGGUUGGUAUUUACGGUUUUACAGCUUAUUCAGCCAGUAAGUUUGGCCUAAAGGGUCUGGGAGAAGCUUUGCAACAUGAGAUUAUAGCAGAUAACAUUCAUGUCUCCCUCAUCUUCCCUCCAGAAACUGAAACUCCUGGUUUUCUACGAGAGAGCAAAAGAAGCCCACAACUCACCAGAACAAUAGCAGCUUCCUCUCGUGCAAUGAAAGCCGACGACGUUGCCAUGAAAUCUUUGAACGGAAUUCAGUCAGGCGCUUUUAUCAUUCCCUGCAACUUCGAGGGGUUCUUACUUUCUAUAGCAACAGCUGGUGUAUCCCCCCAGAGAUCAUAUAUGAUGGCAUUCGUAGAGGUAAUGACUGCUGGUAUAAUUCGACUUACUACCUUAUGUUUCCAAUGGAAUUGGUACAGAAGCAUUGAGAAGCAGCUUGCAGACAAGUUGAUGAGUAUUAGAAAGAACACCUGAUUCCAUUGUCAAUACAUUGAGUAUUUACAACUACAUAAUAAUUGUGCUUCCUACUGAAGGAUCAAA